AUGCAUAAGAUAACAAGGUUUAUACACUUAUUUAAAAACUAUAUUUUUGACUCUUCGGAGAACAAAAAUAAGAGUCAAUCAUUAUCAACAAAAAAUCAAAAUAAGUAUAUUAAUUUAAAUGAUAAUAAUUUAAUUAAUUUUGGAAAAAAAAUAACUCAGAAACCUAUUUUUACAAAGAAAAAUCUAAAUAAAUCAAAAAUUUACUGUGAGAAGGAUAAAAUGGUUGGUGGUAAUAAUCAUACAAUUUCCCCGUCUGAUAUUGUACCAAAAAAAGUUUUAGGUGGAGAAUCAACAAUAAAAGAUAAUUUAAAUAGCCAAGAAAUUAAUGAUGAAAAUGUGAAUAGUAUGUCAUUAAAUUAUUCAAACAAUAAUCAAAAUUCCCAUAUCAAUGGAUCUGUAAAUAAUGUUGAAUAUUCUCCUGUUCCACAGAAAACUCAUGAUAUUGAGCUAUUAAAAAAGGAAAAAAAGGAAAUAUUUUCAAGAUUUAAAGAUUUAUUUAUAUUUGUAUUUUUGGGAACUUUUUCAAUUUGUACCCUACGUUAUGUUCGUUUUAGAUCAGUAGAAUCAAUGUAUAUAGCAUCUGUUGGCUUAGUUGUUGGUGAAAGUUUUAAAUUAAUAUUAUCAAUAUGGUUUUUAACUUAUGAACAUAAAUCAUUCAAGAAAGCAAUGAAAAUAUUAUAUGUAGGUACAUUUAUUAAUUGGAAAAAUUCAUUAUAUACAGGAAUACCAGCUUUUUUAUAUGCCAUACAGAAUCUCUUAUUCCAAUAUGCCAUUAGUUAUCUUGAUGCAACAGUAUUAUUAGUGACACAACAAUUGAAAAUUUUAACAACUGCACUUUUUGCUGUAACAUUGUUAAAAAGUAAAUUGUCUGGUAUCCAAUGGAUAUCUAUGGUUGUUCUUAUUAUGGGUAUUAUUAUGAUUCAAUGGAAAAUACCUGAAACCAAGAAAAGUAAUUUUGUAGCAACAAAUUUAACUGUAAAUGAUACUAAAGUUGAAAAAAAGUAUUAUCCAUUACCAAAUCCAUUAAAUAUUCCACCACAAAUAAUUGGUUUAUUUAUGGUAUUUGUUGGAACUAUUUUAUCUGGAUUUAGUUCAAUAUUUUUAGAAAAAAUUUUUAAAAAAACUACCCAAUCACUGUGGUGCAUAAAUUUCCAGCUAGCACUUUUUUCAGUACCAAUUUUUCUUUGUGUCUCACUAGUGACUGAUUAUCAAAAAAUAUUAGAAAAGGGAUUUUUUUCUGGUUUUGAUGGUUGGGUAGUAUUAGUAUAUUUUGUAUUUGGUCUUCAUGGUAUGGUGGUUGCUUUGUUACUUAAGCAUGCAUCUUCAAUAUUGAAAUGUUUUGCUUCUGGAUUUAUUAUAGCUGCAACUGCUGUUGUAUCAAUAUUUCUUUUUAAUAUUUAUCCAAAUUUGUUACUUAUAAUUGGAACAGUUAUUAUCCUAUUUGCCGUUUACUUAUACUCAACAUUUCCAUAUAAAAAGAAAAGUACAAUUGUAUUAUCCCAAAAAUGUGAUAAAGAAUCGGCCAAUGCAUAA
Messenger RNA from Strongyloides ratti, 1533 nucleotides. RefSeq names its product UDP-galactose translocator. The transcript has 4 exons. The record is from RefSeq and is a predicted model, not a curated record. Lineage: Eukaryota; Metazoa; Nematoda; Chromadorea; Rhabditida; Strongyloididae. The coding region runs from base 1 to 1533 and encodes 510 amino acids. Gene Ontology annotation, cellular component: Golgi membrane. Gene Ontology annotation, molecular function: pyrimidine nucleotide-sugar transmembrane transporter activity. Gene Ontology annotation, biological process: pyrimidine nucleotide-sugar transmembrane transport.